AAGCUAGCAGACUCGCUUGCCCUUCGUCGCCUACCCCACCACCGGUAACCUCGUUCUAUUCUCCGUUUUUGUUACUUCAACCUCGAUAUGCCGGCUAAGGGAACUCGCUCUACUGGUGGUGCUGCCAAGAACACGCCCACUCCCAACGAGGCCUCACGGAUACAGUCCACCCAGGCCAAAGGUGGCAACGAUACCGGCAAGGGCAGCUUUCCCUCGCGAAUCCAGGGAGCCGCUGCAAAGGGCCUUAACGCGGCUGCGGGAGCGAAGGCUCCUAAGAGCACGAAGUAGUCCUGUUAUCGUCUCGUAAGGGUUCUCCGGGCGAGCACGGUGUCAUAGAGUCAUAGAGGUUAGAAGCCCGCUAGACGACGGGCUUUGGCCAUACUCAAGAGAGAGCCUUUGCGUAGCGGUAUGGGCUAACAACUGGAUGAGGAAGGCAUAUUUGUACCUGUAUCUCAACACAAGCAGAAGACGUCGUGAUUAUCAAUAGUUUAUUCUUCCUGCUAGC
This is a messenger RNA of Somion occarium, 505 nucleotides long. Lineage: Eukaryota; Fungi; Basidiomycota; Agaricomycetes; Polyporales; Cerrenaceae. The record is from the annotation of a GenBank genome assembly.